Messenger RNA from Labeo rohita (rohu), 4430 nucleotides. RefSeq lists its product as uncharacterized. The transcript is spliced from 2 exons. NCBI's taxonomy places the organism in Eukaryota, Metazoa, Chordata, Actinopteri, Cypriniformes, Cyprinidae. The record is from RefSeq and is a predicted model, not a curated record. Gene Ontology annotation, cellular component: nucleus. The coding region runs from base 502 to 1353 and encodes 283 amino acids. Gene Ontology annotation, molecular function: transcription regulator activity.
GGGCUAAACACACGUUCCACCAAUCAGAGGCAGUUACUAGGCGGGUCUGAGAUCGCGUUCGACCAAUCACAGCCAUCCCACCUGACGACCGUCAAUCAGCUGAGUUCUUUUCCCGUUGAUUCUACAGUGUAGCGAGAGUUCGCUUCUCGUGCCUGCUUAGGGACGCGAUCGGUCGCGUAGUUCUGCGCAAAAUAAUGUUCAGAUUUUGGACCAGAAGCUCUAGACGAAGUUCAGCGACUGUUUUAAACAACCGUACAUCCUACUUUUACCGGUCAAGAGAAUGUAGCGGUCAUCCGAGGAUCUCGGGUAAAUUAAUUUCGUAGUUCCAUAUAGACAGAGCUCGCACUUUACCAAGUACGAACUAGCUAAGUGGCUAAUUCAUUGCGCAUCACUGUGAGCUUAGCCGCGGAGGCUAACGGUGCGCGCUCACGUCUUGCGAUAGUAGUUGGGUUGUAAUAAACGCUAAACAACGAAGCAACUGGUUGAGCCAAACAUAAUGGUAUGGGUCAAAGGGACAUCACAGCGUUCGAGGCGUCCAUGAAAAGAAAAAACGGAAUACCCACUGUCUCUAUGUGUCGACUGGAUGUGGAGUCCGCUGUUGUGAAGAAGGAAGUUGAGCCCGGCGGAGGAGAUGGUGCCCUUUCCUCGUCAAGGUACAUGUUGGGCCGCGGUGUGAAACGUAAGCUGAGCACAUCCGAGGACCCUGGCCAGGACUUGCCAUAUCCUCAGCAGAGGCAGCUGGUGCUGGACUUGUGUCUAGACAAGCUACAAAGCUGCCAGCGGCGAGCUGAACCCAGCCUGCACCGAUCGGUCCUGCUGGCCAACACCCUCCGCCAGAUUCAGCAGGAGAUGAGACAGGAGGGGGAAACCUGCUUGCCACCAGCCCCGCUAGGCCCCUCGCUCCCUCACGCCUCCACCCCACGUCACUUCCCCGACCUGCCACCUGUGCCCUUAGACUGUCCUCCACCCCUAACCGGAGCACUGUCCCCUUCAUUCCCCCUCACGAUGGCUGAGGAUGACGAGGUCCAAUUGGGCGGCACUGAAACUCUUUUGCCAUCCCUCGCUGGUGAGGACGACGCAAGGUCAUCGGAUUCGCUCUUCGGCUCGUUCGAGAUUACUAAUUCCACCAGCUACUUGUCAGACUUGCCGUUGGAUGACAUCUUCGAGGACAUCGACACGUCGAUGUACGACUCCUCUGACAUUUCUGUCCUGGCGUUUCCUGUGCAGAGAAGCAGUGGGGUGGACGAUGGCCUCAAGAACCUUUCCAGCUGCACCUCCAACAACAGCCUGCAGCUCUGUCUCUCAGAUAUUAACGACCUGGACCACAUCAUGGAGAUCCUGGUGCGCUCCUGAAUCACGGCUCGCACCGUUCAGCCAUCCCAACGUUUUCUAUGGGGAAUGAAUAAUACAAUGUGUUUUCUUUUUUAAAAAACAACAAACAAAUAUUUUAUCUAUUUUUAUACAAAGGACUGAUAUAUUUAUAUAUAUAUAAUAAAAGGAAACUGCCUGACACACUCUCACUGUAGGAUAAAUGCACAUUUUAAGACACUUCUGAUGGUCGAGCUUACGCCGCCAUCCUUCAUAUUUAAGCAAACUAAGAUAUGAAUAUGCAGGGACUCCGGAAACAAAUACAAAGUAUUACCAUUGACGCUUAUUUAUAUUGGACUCAGUUGUAUUUAAAACGAGGAGAUUGAAGAAAAGCGGAUGCUCCGUAGCUUUUGCAGAGCUAAAAGACUUUUAUUUUUUUGUGAUCUCCACUGUAUUCUAAAGCAUUACAUUUACUGUCAGUAAUUAUGAUUAUCAGAUCAUGUCAUGCACAUGCAGCACUCACACUACCUCUCAAAAUACCAAGAGCUCUUUCUCUAUACAAAGACUUGUUACAACUGUAUUUUAAUGGAUGGUUUCUUUCCAAUAACUUUCAAACUGCUGAUUGUUUUAUAUAUGGCUGUCUGUUCACAGGAAGGCCUCUCCUCAAACGUUAGGAUUCAGUCCAAAGCUAUAGCUGUCGAAGAAAGAUCUUUCUAUUCAAAACCUCCUUUUCUGGUUUCAGAACGAGCUGUUGCUUGCGUCAGAAGUGAUCUAUAUUUUCUAACCGCUUGGAAUUUAAUGCUAUUUCUACUUCUCACGUACAUGAUUGUCAGACACACAGCCACCGUCGAAUCCCUCGUAUGAACAUAGUGCCUACAACGGAGAAUGAAGACUGCCGACGAUGAACUGCACACUGUGGACCCGCACAUAGACUUGCCUGAGUUUCCUGCUCUCCGAGAGCGUUUAGCACGAUCCUCUGUCCUCUAAAGAAGCCAUUACCCGAAUGUGGGUCCACAUCUCCUCUCUGCUGUCCUUCAUUGUGAUCUACACUGCAAAAAGCUGAUCGUGGAUGUCUGUGGAUGCCUCUCUGAAUGAAUGUCCAGAUUUGAGAUUUAAUCUGAACUGAUGUCUCACCUGCUUACUUUUCACUUCAUCACAAACCAGUUACUACUCAAACGGGAAGAGUGCGAGAGGGCAAGGGCCUUCAUUUUUGACAUCCUCUGAACUUCAACUUGCUGCAAUCGAAUGCGAAAGAGCCACAAGCUGCUGGGCAGAAACAGGGGGAGGGGAAGAACCAGAGAGCGAGAUUAAGGGGGGGGGAGUUAAAGCAAACAGCUCCCGUCACGUGGAGAGCUGUGCUAGUGGUGAACGCUACAUUGAGAGUUUGACAACAGCUGGUAUGUUCGUGCUCGCAUUGGUGCGCUUGCACCAGACUCCACCCCUAGUGAGGCCCCGAGGGGCUUUGAUCUCCUCCCGACCAAUCGUUUUUGUUUAAGGGAGGAGCUUUGUUCUCUCUCUGCUUUAUGUGGAAUAGAAUAACAAGUGGAAGCGGUUCAGUUUGGUCUUUUAGCUCAUGGUGGAAUGUCUUCCCUUGCCUAAGUGGCUUUACAGUCUGAAUUUGAGUUAAAUUUAGACAUUCCAUUUCAAAAUACAUGAGAUAUUUAUGUAAUUUAUGAAAUAUAUACAUGUAUACUAAUUACGGAGUUUGAGGUGACAGCAGAGAAGGGGUUUUUGUUUUGUUGCUGGUUGCAACUGAUGCGUUCGUCCCCCUUUAAACUCAGGCUCGCAGACGCCCCACCCUGCCUUUCCCGCUCACAAGACACAUGCACGGCCAUAGAGAAAACCUGACAUUCACAAAGUUUACACUCAGAUUUUAGGAAACAUGCUCGAUGGACAGACUGUGCGGUGAGACCAUCAGCGACCUGUUUUUAAUGCUGAAAGCUGUGGAUCUAAUGAGUGUGUAGCUUUUUAAGCUUUGUAAGCUUGAUCAGUUUGUUUAUUUUUCUCUUUUUUUUUUUUUUUUUUUUUUUUUGUUUGUGUUGUGUACAUAUAUUUGUAUUUAUAUAUAUUUUACUUGUGUUUUGACAUUUUCUUUGUUGACUGAAGAUCAUGAGAUAAUAUAUUGCUUUUAUUUAAGAGUGAAAUAUGCUCAGUAGACUUCGGUCUUUAGGAGGUUUUAUUUGUUUUUUGAAGUGUGAUUUGUACUUCACCUCCUCUUCUUAGUAAUAAUUCAUGUGUAUAUAUAAAAUGCGGAAUUAUGAGAGAUGUUUAUUGUUGAAAUUAUUUGUAAAGGUUUUGAUCUGUGCUGACUCUGAACUGAACGACGACGGGAUUUUCUUCACUUCCCUUUGGACCAGGCAGUUAUUUAGGCAGCUUUUUAACAGUUUUUAUGCUAAAGUGGUUAAUGAGGAGAGUUCAUUUAAAUGUAAUGUCUCCUGCUGCUUGAAUUUCAGUCUCUUGAAGGACAUUUGUUUCACAAUAAUCGGCCCCAGGAGCCUCUGUUUUUUUAAACUCAUAUUUGUUAUGUUUUAGUCUAGGAGCAUGUAUUGCAGUAAUGCACAGAGCACCAGUGAAAAGUGGUUUACACUGUGUUGUAAACUUGUGAACGGCUUAGUCAAAUAAUGUAUGGUACGUUUGAUGUACCGGUUGCACAGAGAAUACAAAAAGCAGCAAGAGGUUCUUAGAUUUGCUUGGUUGUGAGGCACAAAAAAGCAAGCUUUAAACAUCACCUCAUCUUGUUAAUUUGGCAAUUAUUUAUUUUUAACAAGUUUUUUUUUUUUAAAGUAUCCUAAUAAAAUUGUAAUAUCAGAAACCUCAAAAUGUCACUUUGUCCCAAGUGCAAUAUGAAAAUAUGAACAUAAAGCGCUGUCUUGCCUAAUUGCAAAUGACACAUGUAGUAGGCCUGUAAAUCUUUGAAUGAAUAAAUGGCUAGAUGUUGUUUUUUUUUUCUAAUGAUGACUUUACACCCUACUUUUGCUUCUUCCCUAGAAACUGUCCUUUGAUCUGUUUUGACCGCAGAUUUUUGUGAGGUUUGUAAAUAAUAAAGCAUUUUCUUUUGCUGUCAUAUUCUAUGCAAUACAUUGUAGCAGGUCAGUAUGUCAAAUAAAAAAUGGAAAUGGAAA